Messenger RNA from Misgurnus anguillicaudatus (oriental weatherfish), 1417 nucleotides. Lineage: Eukaryota; Metazoa; Chordata; Actinopteri; Cypriniformes; Cobitidae. The record is from RefSeq and is a predicted model, not a curated record.
CAUGGGGGCGCUAUAGCCCAGUGAGGGUAAAACAAAUCUGCAGCAGAGCUAGAGAGAAAUGCUGUGGUUCACACCCAUAGAGUGAAAGUGAUUGAGAUCUUCAGUGAAGCUCCUCCUACAACAAUCCACCAAUAAAUGCUGGAGACAAACACACAGAGAAAUCACUCCAUGUGUGACAACUGAAAUCUUCAUGACAUAAUGUUGAUGCUGGUGAAAGAGGAGCUUGAGAAGAUGACAGAUCCACAACCAUGCAGAAUAAAGGAUGAAGAUACUGAGGAACAAAUAGAUAUGAUGGAAGUGAAUAAGGAGAGUCAAGCUGAAGUGAAUGAAGCAAAUGAAACACAUACAAACAGAAACCAUAAUGUUUCACAUGAAGAAACUCUGAGAACAGAAGACAAAAAGUGUGAAAAUAGUUUCAGAGAAGAUGAACGCCCUGCAGAUCACAAGAGGACUCACACUGGAGAGAAACCCUUCACAUGUCAUCUGUGUGGAAACAGUUUAUCAAAUGCAAAAUCACUUAACAGACACAUGAGAAUUCACACAGGAGACAAACCUUUUGAAUGUCAUCAAUGUGGAAAGUUUUUCAGAUGUCAAAGUAACCUAAAUACACACAUGAAAAUUCAUGCUGGAGUAAAAUUCACGUGUCAUUUGUGUGGGAAAAACUUCACCAGAAAAUGUGGCCUUGAACGGCACACGAUUAUUCACACUGGAGAGAAACCGUUCACAUGUCAUCUGUGUGGAAAGAGUCUAACACGUCUAACGACCCUUAAGUCACACGUGAGAAUACACAAUGGAGAGAAACCGUUUGUAUGUCAUCAGUGUGAAAAGUGUUUUACAACUGCAGGUGAGCUUAAGCUUCACAUGACUCUUCACACUGUAGAGAAACCAUUCACAUGCCAACAGUGUCAUAAGAGUUUUAAAUGGCAAAUAAGUCUCAAAAAUCACCAGCGCUUACAUUCUCGAGAAAUGUUGGCAUCACUUUGGCAUAAAGAUACACAUGGCACUUCAAAUGUGAAUGUUUUUCACACCGUUUGAAUGCUCACCAGAAGAUAAAUUCAUUUUAGAAAAACACAGUUGACAGAAGUUUACUAAAGUAUUUACAUCCAUCUACAAAGUACAUUUUGUCCUUGACUUUUGAAACCCACAUGUAUUUAUGAGUGUCUUCAAACAGUUCUAGUGAUAAAACUUUCUUAUUAAGACCAUGCAGCUUUUUCUGGUUAAACACUGGUCUACAUUUUUGUAAAUUUGUUUUUUAUUUGUAGUAAAAACAUGAUUUUUUGGUCAAUGACUGAAAUGUCCAAUACAACAAUAAAAAUGUAAGAUUUAGAAUUGCAGUAAAACUUGUACUGUGUAAAAAAUUUUUUGUAAGAGUGAAGUCUAUGCUAAUUCUGGCAAUAAAAGAAAUAAAAUACAAUUU